Molecule: messenger RNA, 5737 nt
Organism: Mobula hypostoma (lesser devil ray)
Lineage: Eukaryota; Metazoa; Chordata; Chondrichthyes; Myliobatiformes; Myliobatidae
Gene: qsox2
Product: quiescin Q6 sulfhydryl oxidase 2
Exons: 12
Coding region: 254-2278 (674 amino acids)
Biological process (GO): protein folding
Cellular component (GO): Golgi membrane
Molecular function (GO): protein disulfide isomerase activity; flavin-dependent sulfhydryl oxidase activity
Source: RefSeq, a predicted model, not a curated record
UUCCAGUCAUUCCCUCUCUCUCGUCUUUCAGCUAACCUGAGUUUUGACUUUUGAUUUCCAGCAUCUGCAGCUUCUGAUCUCAGUCUCGGUGGGCGCAGUCACGCUUCGAUGGAGACGCUGCAGAGAGGGGCGGGGCUGUGCGCCCGUUGCCUGGGGACAGACCAAGCACGUCCCUGGGUGACGUCAGGCCGGUAGGGUCAGAGUUGAAGCUGCACGAGCGGCUGGCGGCUGUUGGCCGCAGCGCUUCAAAACGAUGGCCGCGAUGUGUCGGGGGAAGCGCCUGAGCUGCCGGGCUCUGCUCUCCCUCACCGCCGCCGCUACCUUCCUGGUGCAGCUGCUGCGGCACGGCCAUGCCGCCGGCUUGUACAACAGCCAGGACCCGGUGGUCAUCCUGGAGGCCCAUGGAGUGAAGGCGCUGCUGGUGAACUCGACCACCGCCUGGGCGGUGGAGUUCUACUCCUCCUGGUGCGGCCACUGCGUCAACUUCGCCCCCACCUGGAAAGCGUUGGGCCGCGAUGUCAAAGAUUGGGAAUUGGCUAUCAGGUUAGGUGCGAUGGACUGUGCUGAUGAGAAGAAUUUUGCCACUUGUACAGAAUUUGGUGUUCACUUCUAUCCAACUUUUAGGUACUUCAAAGCACUUGUAGGUCAUUUCACAACUGGAGAAGAUUAUAAAGGAUCAAACAGGGAGGUGCAGACUUUACGACAGAUAAUUAUUGACUUCCUACAAAAUAGUACAAAUACUAAUAAGCCGCCUGCUUGCCCUGUAUUGCAACCAAUCAGCUCCUCUUCAAUCCUAACAAACAUGGGUAAACACCAGAGGCAUUACACUGCUGUUAUCUUUGAAACAGAGUUGUCCUAUGUGGGUCGGGAGGUGAUUCUUGACUUAAUGCAGUAUAAAAAUAUUGUGGUAAACCGAGCAACGGAUAUAGAUAAAAAAUUGAUGGCGAAACUAGAUAUUCAUUCAUUGCCAUCUUGCUACCUAUUCCAUCCCAAUGGCUCUCAUGGAUUGAUUUACAUACAGAAGUCUCUGCGAUCAUUCUUUACCUCCUAUUUAAAGUCUUUGCCAGGUGUAACCAAGAGACUGCCUUUCCGAAAAAAAGAGCCUGUGAAACAGAGAGAAGAGACAAUAGUUGCAUUAAAGCCCUGGAGCGAUAUUGAUCAGGGUAAGGUGUAUUUGGCUGAUCUGGAGUCUGCUUUGCAUUAUCUGCUUCGAGUAGAACUUGCUAGCCACAAGAUAUUGGAGGGGCCCGAACUAACAGCACUAAAGGAUGUAAUUACAGUUCUAUCAAAGCUGUUCCCUGGACCGCAGCCAGUAGUAAAGCUACUGGAAACAUUACAGGAGUGGUUGGUGAGCCUUCCAUUGGAUAAAAUUCCUUACGAAGCAAUUUUGGAUCUGGUGAAUAACAAAAUGAGGAUAUCUGGAAUGUCUCUGAGAAAUACUGUCGAGUGGGUUGGUUGCCAAGGCAGCGAGCCGCAGUACAGAGGUUACCCAUGUUCUCUCUGGACACUGUUUCAUGUUUUGACAGUACAUGCUGAGAAACGUCCUGACCUGCAGAUAAUUGCUGGUUUUGAUAAUGGGCCUCAAGUCGUUCUGCAAGUUAUCAGAAGGUAUAUUCAUCAUUUCUUCGGCUGUAGGGUCUGUGCACAACAUUUUGAAGAAAUGGCUGAAGAAUCUAUGGAUGAUGUGCAAACACUAGAUGGUGCUAUUUUGUGGUUGUGGAAGAAGCAUAACGAAGUAAAUAAUAGGCUGGCAGGUGCUGCAAGUGAGGAUCCAAUGUUCCCUAAAGUGGCUUGGCCAACUCCAGACCAUUGUCCAGAAUGUCAUGAUGAAAUUGAAGGCAUCCAUACCUGGAAAGAGGAGGAGGUUCUGAAAUUUUUGAAGUCUCAUUAUAGUGUGGAUAAUAUUUCAUAUAAGUAUAGUGGACAUGAAUCUGAAACCCACUUGGCAGACAAUGAAGCUCAUAAAAGUAAUGGAAAUAAGGGUAAAGAUGAAGGGCAACCCAAAAUGAUAAAUCACCAAAAGGAGCAAAAAGUCGGCUCUCCAAAUGAAGACCAAAACUCAAGAUACAGUGCCUUGAGGAAGCGAGAACAGAAAGUAUUCAGUCACAAACAAGAAAUCAAACAAGUUGCAUUUUUUGGAAUAGGCUUUUCCAAUGCGGACAUGAGCCUUUGUGUCAUGUUGUAUGCGGCUUCCUGUUUUUUCCUAAUGAUCAUGUACUUCUACUUCCAAAUGAGGUCCAAAAGGUGGAAAAGCAGAUAUAACCGUCCUUGUGUUUAAGACAAUUUUCAAAUAAGUUCCAAAAAGGAAAUGACUCAUCUAUUUUGCAUAGGUAGUCUUUCUGGUGAGAAUAUUCACAGACCUCUUCUUGUCCCAAAUUGCACCUUCACCUUUAACUAUGAAUUUCAGUCUGAAUUAUGAUGCAAAGUUGACAUGUGGCUAUUUUCCAGAAAUUCCACCUCCUUUAGAAAAAUGAAAAAAAAAAUUAAGUUCUUUAUGUGCCUUUAUUAGAGGAAUUUCAUCAUACCCUGCCCAUCAUUCUUAGCUCCCUAUUUUAACUGUUGAAUUUGGUGAGAUUGUAUAGAAUUGGAAAUCAACUGAUAUCUCAUCAGGGCACACUUGUGCACAAUGUCUUGGCAAAUAUUAUAAUACUCAGUGAGAUGAAGGAUGGAUGUUUUGCAUUAUAUCUGUCUCUGAUUUUUAAUUUUCUUUUUCAUUCUACCUCUCUUCCAUUGCCCUAUUACUCCUUUUGAGGUCAACAAGAUUAGAAGAGCUGAGGAGUGAAUUUGGACUUUUAUUGAUAUGUUUACUCUUAGAGCACGAGGUUCUGAUCCUGCUCUGACCACCCUGGUGCUCUUAAUUCUCCCAACAUGGUAUGCGGUAAAAGACUCUCUGUACCCAAUGUACCUUGCCAGGCAAUUCCAAAUGUUCAUUGUUCUCAAGUGGAAGACCUCUUAACCUUCAACACAAUAAUUAAUUUGAAUAACCCCUAACUCUACAUUUUCAGUUCUAAAGUGUUAUUUAACUUUACCAAGUUAAAGUCUUUACAUUAAUUCAGUAAUUGUGGUCAUUUUGGCAUAGGCAAGAUGAACUAAUUUGAAUUUCGUGAUCAGAUCAGUUGUAUGCACCAUGUGGUGUAACUCAAGAUGCUGGAGAAACAGCAGGUUAGGCAGCAUCUAUGGAAGCCCAGAACGUCGACUAUCUAUUCAUUUCCAUAGAUGUUGCUUGACCUGCUGAGUUCCUCCGGCAUUUUGUGUGUGUUGCUUUGGAUUUCCAACAUCAGCAGACUUUCUCGUGUUUAUGUGGCAUAAAUGUUAGUUUUUUGACUAUAUCUUAUUUAGUAUUUAAAUAACUUUAUUGUCCAGAUUUUAAAAGUUUAAAACAAUCAUAUUUCACAAGAGGUUCAGCAAAUGCUGGAAAUCCAGAGUAACAAACAAAAGAUGCUGGAGGAAUGCAGCAGGUGAGGCAGCAUCUACAAAAAAGGAAUAAACAGGGUCUCGAGCCGAAACAUCAACUGUUUAUUCUUCACCAUAAUGCUGCCUGACCUUGAGUUGCUCAAAUAUUUUGUGUGUUACUCAUCACAUUUCACUGUGCUGAAUUGAUCAUAUUCAUUGGACAGGAGUAGUUUUGGUGUGCUUUCUUUGUGAUGACACCAAGCUGGAAUGUUCUUCAAUUUUUUUUUUGUUGUUAAGACUCCUUGUACAAAGAGUCAGUGAAAAAUAUUGUUAUAUUUUUGGAAAAUAUAUUUUUUCAUUGGUAGAAUAAUGAUGCUUGGAAGAAUUUGCCUGAAUGAAUGUCAUUAAAUAUUUUAGCAAAUUACUGUAGAGGAACAUACAUUAGUUAGGGCCUGGAGUUUGUUUCUGUGGGAAAACAUUUGAUGCCUUUCUAAUGGCAGUGUCAUAUAACUUUAAUGUGAAGGUGCUAAAAUAGAGUAGCAAUUUUUUAUUUAUUGUAUACAAGGAAUCAACUUUACAGUGCCAGAUAAGAUUUGCUUAUUGUUAUAGUUUAAUUAUUUUAAGUCUGCCAAAAUUUUACCAGUGACAUAAAAUAUACUCCUAAGGCUCCUCCAUCUUGCUGACCUAGUUUCACUGACCAAGGGUCAGUCAUUCUUGUAAAGUCUCCCUUUUUUAAAACCUCAAUUUGAAAACAGUCCUUGUUUAAUAGUGAAAGAUAGUUUCCUGUGGUACUAAAAAGAUUGAUUACUGUCAAUUCGGAGACCUUUUAAAUACUUUAGCAGAUGGAAUAGCCCAAUCUUGUAAGGUCAGAAAGAUGUUUAAGUAUUAUCCUAGUGCAAUAGUUAAAUUGUGUAUUUGGGGUUGAUGUACAUUCCAUGAUGUCCUUGCAGUAUAUAUAUAAGAGAAUCUCAGAAUUCAUCUUGUACCACAAACAAGCCUGAAGUUUUAGGUAUUUUGCCUAAGAGAUGUUGCUCCCUUUAAGUGUUUUUCUAGAAUUUUGCAACAAACUAUCUGAAAGCAUAUGUUGAGACCAAUUUCCUGUAUGUCUGCAAACACAAAACAGAAGUGUUUUCAUUGAACUGUAACUCUGCUUUCCAACUUCGAUGAAGAGUCCAAUCGUCUUGUAUUUGCGUUCACUGCAUUCCCUUCCUCAGCCACACCAAUAGCAUCUUCUUCAAAGCAUAACUAUAUUUAAAUCAGCUGAAAGGUCCAACUGAUCUACCUAUAGUAGGACUGCCUAGAUUAUUAAUUGAUGAAGUAUCAUUCCAUAUCCAGCCUGAAAUCUCAAGGUUCUGUUGAAUGACAGAAGAAAAAUCAAUAUUUCUCUGAUUCUGCUCUUAAAUAGAUUGAGUGCCGUUUGCUCAUUCAGAAAGCUGCCAUCUCUUGGCAAAUAUUUCUUAAAGAUAAUUGAUGUCUGGUUUAAUUUAUUUAUUUUAUUCAUAGCUUCCAUGGUUUUCAGUUUACUAAAUUGUUCUUGAUAUACAAAUGUCAGUUAAUACUUUAUAUUUUCAUUCGGAGGAAAUGUACACAAUAUUUUGUACUGAAAAAAAGCUUCAUGGAAGACUAAUACAAGUUCAAAUAAAUUAUGCUGCAAUGUUGAACAUCCAGUUCAGUGUUUUUUUUAAUUAAAAAUCAUAAAGAACUUGAGAAAUUCCUAAUUUUGUUUUCCAACUCGCAUUUCAGGUGCAUUGAUCAAUUUCAUGCAUCUGCCCUAUAUAAUGAUCAAUGAUUCUGGUUCUUAAGAAGGCAAAAUAUAAAGGCCAUUACAUUCCUUGAUCUAUGUAUGAACCUAUUUGUUACACCUCCAUGUGACCGAAGUCUAAAUAUUUUGCAUGAGUGCUUUAACAGCUGAGUAGAACUAUACUUGCCAGCCACGUGCAUAUUGGACAAAUCCUGCUAGCAAAAGACCAUCAAAGCAACUUGUUAACAUUAAAAAAUAACGGAAGUUAAAUUGUAACUGAUGUGAAGCUCAUGUGGUCAGAGGCACAGCUCUGCACAGUUUAAUUAAAUUCAGUGUUAAUUGAAUUACACUAGGAAGCUAGGUAUUAAUACAAUGCUGUUUGUGACUUCAGAGCAUCCUACUUUAUGUUUAAUGAAAUACAUUAAACCAUUAUGUAUUAAAGGCCUGUAUUGUGCUGUAGAUUUUCUAUGUUCUAUGUUAACAUUUGAAUUAUUUCUUGAUAUUUUUCCAAAGUGUAAAGCUUUCACCACAUUGUCAGUCUUGCCAAGAGAGGUUUUGGGUAUUGUUGGUAUUGGAAAUUUACAUUGGUGCUAUAAUGAAGAU